Eucalyptus grandis is the source of this 1707-nucleotide messenger RNA. RefSeq names its product probable receptor-like protein kinase At5g20050. NCBI's taxonomy places the organism in Eukaryota, Viridiplantae, Streptophyta, Magnoliopsida, Myrtales, Myrtaceae. Gene Ontology annotation, molecular function: protein kinase activity; ATP binding. The record is from RefSeq and is a predicted model, not a curated record. Bases 220 to 1563 code for a protein of 447 amino acids. Gene Ontology annotation, biological process: protein phosphorylation. The transcript has a single exon.
UUAUAUAAAAGAGUACGCCUGUGACCUUCCAUGGCGUUUUCUCCGGUUCAUACGUUGAUCAGACCCAGCCUCCUCCAAAAUUUUCAGACAUUUAGCAAGAUCCGGACACGAAAAAUGGGUUUUCUUCUGAGUUUAACCUUGGAAAUUGUCAACCUGCCGUUCCCGGAGAAUGUCUCCUUAACCUGUGGAUUCACAACCUGAAGCAGAGAUGAGGUCUUGAUGGAGGACAAGAAAGCGAACUGGAUCGCUUGCUCAUCGGUUCUUGCUCUGAUCGUCGUGAUCAUCGUCGCCCACGCAACUCUCCGGCUUUCCAAGGCCUUUUACCUCGUUCUUGGUGUGGAUGUCGCGUUGAUCCUCUCGGUCUUCGCCUGGCUCGCGGUGAGGAGACACUACAACCGCCGCCGGAUACUGCUUGAGUCACGCUUGGCCGAGGGCCGUGAGCUGAGGCUCGAGUACAGUUUCCUCCGCAAAGUCGCCGGCGUCCCAACCAAGUUCCGGUACAAGGAGAUCGAGGAAGCGACCGAUGGAUUCCAGGCCCUGGUGGGCCGGGGCGCUUCUGCGACGGUCUUCAAAGGGAUCCUGAGCGAUGGCACGGCGGUGGCGGUCAAACGCAUUGACGGCCAGGAGCGUGGCGAGAGGGAGUUCCGGUCAGAAGUCUCCGCAAUUGCGAGCGUGCAGCAUGUGAACCUCGUGCGCCUGAUCGGCUAUUGCUGCGUCCCUGCUGGGCCACGCUUCUUGAUCUACGAGUUCAUCCAGAAUGGUUCGCUGGAUCGCUGGAUUUUCCCCAAGUCGGAGCGGCGGAGUCGGCCUGGAGGCUGCUUGUCGUGGGACCACAGGUGUCGGGUGGCUCUCGAUGUGGCCAAGGCACUUUCAUACCUCCACCAUGAUUGCCGGUCUCGCAUCCUACACCUUGACGUCAAGCCUGAGAACAUACUUAUCAAUGAGAAUUACCGGGCUGUCGUCGCUGAUUUCGGCUUAUCAAAAUUGAUGGGGAAAGACGAAAGCCGGGUUGUUACUACUAUUAGAGGGACAAGAGGGUACUUGGCCCCAGAGUGGCUAUUGGAGCACGGAAUCUCCGAGAAGUCGGACAUCUAUAGCUACGGGAUGGUCCUGCUCGAGAUCAUCGGAGGGCAGAGGAACGUGUGCUUGACUGACAAAAGAAACAGCCGGUCAGGGAGGAAGUGGCAGUACUUCCCCAAGAUCGUGGCUGACAAAUUGAGGGAAGGGAGGCUCAUGGAGGUGGUUGAUCGCCGGCUAUUGGAAGACGGGAGCAUUGAUGAGAGGGAAGUGAAGAGGUUGGUUUUCGUGGCCUUGUGGUGCAUCCAGGAGAGGGCGAGGCUCAGGCCAAGCAUGGCCCGUGUGGUUGAGAUGCUUGAGGGCCGCGUGGCAGUUAACGAGCCCCCUGAAACGGCAAUGAUCGUGGUUGACCUCUUAUCAAUCGAUGAGCAGGAGCGAGGUGAUCCGAAUUGCCCUACAAUUGCCACAUUAGCAGCACAUAAUGUGGAGUCCAAUGUUGCUAGUUCUUCAUGUUCAUUUGCGUUGUCUGUUCUCUCUCCUAGAUAGGUCCAAUCCAAGGUAACAUCAUCAAAACAGGAUGGGUUGCUCUUGGUUGGUGCUCUUAUUCUUUUACCUCUUUCUGUCAAUUAUUGUCAAUCAUUCAACCGUCAAUCUCUUUCUCUAAAAAGAUGAAUUGAGGUUUUGAUCUGA